AUGGAAGCAGGAGGAGAUGAGACACAAAAGCAGGUUGCGUCAACUGAAGCAGCUGUGGCAGUGGACGAGAAAUUGGAUGUGAAAACUGCACUGCGAAGAGCUCUAAAAUCAGCAAUUGUCAUGGAUGGAGUGGCUAAAGGUCUUCAUGAAGCCGCCAAAGCUCUCGACAAGCGUCAGGCGUAUUUUUGUGUCCUGGCUGAGAAUUGUGACGAGCCAAUGUAUACCAAACUAGUAGAGGCAUUAUGUAAUGAACAUCAGAUACCUCUGGUUAAAAUUAAGGACAAAAAACAGCUGGGGGAAUGGACUGGUCUAUGCAAAUACGACAAAGAGGGAAAAGCUCGAAAGGUAGUGGGGUGUUCUUGCGUAGUUGUGCGCGACUAUGGUCAAGAUGACGCUGCACGCGCAUUUCUUCAGGAAUAUUUUGACAGUCAAAAGAAAGGCUGA
Messenger RNA from Acanthocheilonema viteae, 444 nucleotides. The record is from the annotation of a GenBank genome assembly. NCBI's taxonomy places the organism in Eukaryota, Metazoa, Nematoda, Chromadorea, Rhabditida, Onchocercidae.